Eleginops maclovinus (Patagonian blennie) is the source of this 9589-nucleotide messenger RNA. Its product is annotated as ankyrin-1-like. Gene Ontology annotation, cellular component: cytoplasm. Gene Ontology annotation, biological process: signal transduction. The record is from RefSeq and is a predicted model, not a curated record. Gene Ontology annotation, molecular function: protein binding. Lineage: Eukaryota; Metazoa; Chordata; Actinopteri; Perciformes; Eleginopidae. Bases 204 to 5831 code for a protein of 1875 amino acids. The transcript has 43 exons.
GCUAUCGGGACACAGACGCCCUCACUGCCCGCCUUAUUCGCACACAUGUCGUGGUGGCCACCAGAGAGGAGAUAGUGAGUGACGGUGUUCUGGGGACUGAGGGACACAGGAAGAGGAAACCGGGACGACUGGAGGAGGGCUGGAGCGACGCCGACUAGAGCAGUAGCAGCAGCAGCAGCAGAAGCGGCAGUAGCAGCGGCACCAUGGCGCAAGCCGCCAAGCAGCUCCGUAAGACCAAGGACCUCGCAGAGGCCGCCGCCCAGGAGCAGCGGGAGAAGGAGGAGGAGAAGAUAAAAAAGAGGAACCGCUCCAGGGACCGCAGGCGCAAGGCCGAUGCAGCAACCAGCUUCCUGCGUGCCGCUCGUUCCGGUAACCUGGACAAGGCUCAUGACCACCUGAAGAACGGAAUCGACAUCAACUCAGCCAAUCAAAAUGGUCUCAACGGGUUACACCUGGCCUCUAAAGAAGGCCACGUUAAAAUGGUCCUGGAGCUACUGCACUCCGGCAUCACGCUGGAAGCCACCACCAAGAAAGGGAACACAGCUCUCCAUAUCGCGGCGCUGGCAGGGCAGGAGAAGGUGGUGGCUGAGCUCGUCAACUACGGAGCGAACGUUAAUGCCCAGUCACAUAAAGGGUUCAGCCCCCUCUACAUGGCAGCACAAGAGAAUCACCUGGAGGUGGUGAAGUUCCUGCUGGAGAACGGAGCCAAUCAGAGCCUCCCAACUGAGGACGGCUUCACUCCCCUCGCAGUAGCCCUGCAGCAGGGCCAUGAAAAUGUCGUGGCACUGCUCAUCAACUAUGGCACCAAGGGCAAGGUGCGGCUCCCCGCUCUGCACAUCGCCGCCCGUAACGACGACACGCGCACAGCCGCUGUGCUCCUGCAGAACGACCCCAACGCUGACGUGCUCAGCAAGACUGGUUUCACACCGCUCCACAUAGCAGCCCACUAUGAGAACAUGAGCGUCGCCCAGCUGCUGCUGAACAGAGGAGCCAAUGUAAACUUCACCCCCAAGAAUGGCAUCACGCCCCUUCACAUAGCCUCCAGGAGGGGCAACGUGAUGAUGGUCAGACUACUGCUGGACAGAGGAGCACAGAUUGAUGCCGUAACCAAGGAUGAGCUGACUCCUCUCCACUGUGCAGCACGGAACGGUCAUGUUCGCAUCAUCGAGAUCCUGCUGGAACACGGUGCUCCCAUCCAGGCUAAAACCAAGAAUGGUCUGUCCCCCAUCCACAUGUCAGCUCAGGGGGAUCACAUGGACUGUGUCCGGCAGCUGCUGCAGUACAACGCUGAGAUCGAUGACAUCACGCUGGACCAUCUAACCCCUCUUCAUGUAGCAGCCCACUGCGGUCACCACCGGAUGGCCAAAGUCCUUCUGGACAAGGGGGCCAAAGCCAAUGCAAGAGCUUUGAACGGCUUUACACCUCUCCAUAUUGCCUGCAAGAAGAACCACAUGCGGUCCAUGGACCUGCUGCUCAAGCACUCUGCCUCCCUAGAAGCUGUCACAGAGUCUGGUCUCACUCCUCUUCAUGUAGCAGCAUUCAUGGGCCAUCUGAACAUCGUCAAGAACCUGAUCCAGAGAGGGGCUUCACCUAAUGCUUCCAAUGUGAAAGUGGAGACUCCCCUCCACAUGGCCUCCAGAGCAGGACACUGUGAAGUGGCUCUGUUCCUGCUGCAGAACGCAGCACAAGCGGAUGCCAGAGCUAAGGAUGAUCAGACACCUCUACACUGUGCGGCCCGCAUGGGUCACAAGGAACUCGUCAAGCUGCUCCUGGAGCACAAAGCCAGCCCUGACGCAGCUACUACUGCAGGCCACACGCCCUUACACAUCUCCGCACGGGAAGGACAUGUCCACACUAUCCGCAUCCUGUUGGACGCCGGGGCACAGCAGAUUAAGAUGACCAAGAAAGGCUUCACUCCCCUCCACGUGGCCUCUAAAUACGGGAAGGUGGACGUGGCCGAGCUCCUCCUGGAGAGAGGGGCCAACCCUAACGCUGCUGGAAAGAAUGGUCUGACACCCCUUCAUGUGGCCGUCCAUCACAACAACCUGGAUGUUGUUAGGCUCCUGGUCAGCAAGGGAGGAUCUGCACACAGCACCGCCCGAAACGGUUACACUGCACUGCACAUAGCGGCCAAGCAGAACCAGAUGGAGGUGGCCAGUUGUCUGCUGCAGAACGGGGCGAUACCAAAUGCUGAGUCGCUCCAGGGCAUCACGUCCCUACACCUGGCCGCUCAGGAGGGACGGCCCGACAUGGUGGCGCUGCUCAUCUCCAAACAGGCCAACGUCAACCUGGGAAACAAGAACGGGUUGACCCCUAUGCAUCUUGUGGCUCAGGAAGGUCAUGUGGGAAUCGCUGACAUGUUGGUCAAACAAGGAGCUUCUGUUUACGCUGCCUCACGGAUGGGAUACACACCCCUUCAUGUGGCCUGUCACUAUGGCAACAUCAAAAUGGUGAAGUUUCUUCUGCAGCAGCAGGCCCAUGUGAAUUGCAAGACCAGGUUGGGCUACACUCCCCUGCACCAGGCAGCUCAGCAGGGCCACACUGAUAUCGUCACCAUGCUGUUGAAACAUGGAGCGCUGCCCAAUGAGAUUACCACGAACGGGACGUCUCCCCUGGGUAUCGCUAAGCGGCUGGGCUACAUCUCUGUCAUCGACGUGCUCAAACUGGUUACCGAGGAGUCUGUCUCCGCGAUCACCACGGAGAAGCACCGCAUGAGUUUCCCUGAGACAGUAGAUGAGAUUUUGGAUGUUUCAGAGGACGAAGGGGUUGCCCAGCUAACUUUAGGAGACGAGUUGCUCGGGAUGGAUGGAGGACGCUAUUUGAAGCUUGACGACUUCAAGGACCAGGACGACGACUUCCUCUCCCCUAAGAAAACCCUCCGAGACUUUGAGAGCGGCAUGGGAACAACGCCCUACUCUCCUGCUAUUCCCAGAAUCCCUUGUGUGUCCCCGGAGACUGUACUGCUGGAUCAGCACACCCCCAUCCCCCUGCCUAAGGAGUACGAUGACGACUCUCUCAUCCCGAGCAGCCCGGCUACGGAGACCUCAGACAACGUCAGCCCUGUGGCCAGCCCUAUUCACACCGGCUUCCUGGUGAGUUUCAUGGUGGAUGCUCGGGGAGGCUCCAUGCGAGGCAGCAGACAUCACGGCCUGCGAGUCAUCAUCCCGCCUCGCACCUGCACCGCGCCGACACGCAUCACCUGCCGCCUGGUCAAGCCUCAGAAACUGACCACGCCCCCUCCGCUGGUGGAGGGGGAGGGGCUUGCUAGCCGCAUCAUAUCCUUAGGGCCGUCCAGUAUGCAGUUCCUUGGGCCGGUUAUAGUAGAAAUCCCUCACUUUGCCUCCCUGGGCCGAGGGGACCGGGAGCUGGUGGUCCUCCGCAGCGAAAACGGCUCGGUCUGGAAGGAGCACCGCAAUCGCUAUGGUGACGAAGUGCUGGAAACCAUCCUGAAUGGCAUGGAUGAAGACCUCGAGAGUCACGACGAGCUGGAGAAGAAGAGAAUUCGCCGGAUCAUCUCCACUGACUUCCCCCUCUACUUCGCCGUGGUGUCCCGCAUUCAGCAGGAGAGCGAUCUGAUUGGUCCAGAAGGCGGACGGUUGACCAGUAAGCUAGUCCCACGAGUCGAGGCCAUCUUCCCCGAGACGGCCGUCACCAAGAGAGUGAGACUCGGGCUGCAGGCGCAGCCAAUCCCCGAUGAACUGCUGACUCGGCAGCUUGGCAACCAGGCGACCUUCAGCCCAGUUGUCACCAUCGAACCACGCCGACGCAAAUUCCACCGUCCAAUCGGGCUGCGCAUCCCUCUGCCACCAUCCUGGCGGGAGAGUCCUCGGGAUGCUGGGGAGGGCGACACCACCAGCCUGCGCCUCCUCUGCAGUGUCAUUGGUGGCACGGCGCCAGCUCAAUGGGAGGACAUCACUGGAACCACCAAGCUAAUGUACGCACACAGCUGUGCCAACUUCACCACCAACGUUUCUGCAAGAUUCUGGCUGGCAGACUGUCCGCGCACGGCAGAGGCAGUGACCUUUGCCAAUUUGCUGUACCGCGAGUUGAUGGCUGUUCCAUAUAUGGCCAAGUUUGUUGUUUUUGCUAAGAUGAAUGAAGCACGUGAGGGACGCUUGCGUUGUUACUGCAUGACAGAUGACAAGAUGGACAAAACACUGGAGCUGCAUGAAAACUUCACCGAAGUGGCCCGCAGUCGAGACAUAGAGCUGAUGGAGGGAAUGCCGCUGCACCUGGAGUGUUCCGGGAACCUGGUGCCCAUCAGGAAGGCCACGCAGCAGCCUCGCAGCUUCAGCUUCCAGGCCUUCAGAGACAACCGGCUGCCCGUCUCCGUCAAGGUCAGAGAUAGUAACAAGGACUCCACUGGGUUUCUGUCCUUUCUGCGGAAGUGCACCAAGUACGAGGACGCACAGCACGUUCUGUGUAACCUAAACAUAAGCAUGCCACCCUGUGUCAAGGUUGCUGGAAGUGAGGAGCGCCGGCGGACCCUGACCCCCCUCGCCUUGAGGGAGCGCUACAGCGCGCUGAACGAGCCCGGUGUGGCCACAGUGAAUGCCAUGGAGAGGACUGAGCUCAAGAUCAACCUCAUAUCUGAGCAGCUGGGUCUGAGCUGGGCAGAGUUGGCACGUGAGCUUCAGUUUGGUGUGGACGACAUCAACAGGAUCCGUGUGGAGAAUCCUAACUCGCUGCUGGACCAAAGCUCCGCCCUGCUCAACCUGUGGGCCAGCAGAGAAGGCAAGAGGGCCAAGAUGGAGAGCCUCUACACGGCUCUAAAGAACAUCGAUCGUGCCGACAUCAUCACCUCUCUGGAGGGUCAGCCUCCACAGCUGGUGCCCGGGUCUUUAGAGGAAGGCGCCUGCCAACUCAGCGACCGCGACUCCACCCUGCUGUCCCCCAGUGUCCUCAAUGGUUAUGGGCUGGUGCAGGAUGAGCUGCUGUCCCCGGCCUCCAUGCAGUACAGCUUGCCCUCCCCGCUGGGCACAGAGCCCUACUGGCAGGAAGUCUCCAGCCUCGAGUGUGCCCCCAUCGCCACCACCGAAGAAGACACGUUAAUGGAGAUGUCGGACGUUCAGGUGUGGCCGGCGGGGGUCAGCCCCUCAUUAGUCACGGUAGAGGACUCGUCACUGGACGGCAGCAGUCGUGCCGACGACUCAGAGGGCGCCACGCUCUCCCUUCCCUACAGCUUGGGUCGCCCAAGCAGCGGAGCCAGCGGGGCCAGUGGCUCCAUCAUGGAGCUGGAGGAGGAGGAGGAUGAGGAGGAAGGGGAGGUUGAGGAGGAGGAGGCGCCACAGGAGCCAGCAACUGCUCUGGCAGAAUGGGACAGGGUGAGGGCCAGUGGCGCCGUGCCCAAGGUCAACUUGAACGGCCAGCUGGGAGGUCAGAGGUCUGACGGGAGGGGAGGAGAGGUCCUGGCAGCAGGAGGAGGAGCAAAAGGGGGAGGUGGAAGUGUAGGGCUGGGUUCAGUGGAAGGGAUUUCUGUCGUUGCAGGCCAGCAGGUGUACGCCCAGCGGUGUGAGAUCUCGGGACGAGGAUCGGACCACAACGGAGAUAACCGGAUGGGGGGAGGCGGAGCGUUCCAGCCCUACCUCGCAGACAAGGACUCCCUGCAGGGCUGGGUGGGCUCGGUGACGGCGGGGCGUGACGGCGGCGUGCCGGGCCUGCGAGUGGCCCAGGAGGCUCUGCUGACUCCGAGAGAAGAGAAAGAGGGCUAUGCUGCCGAGGUGCAGUUUGUAGACGAACAAGGACGCACGCUUCCUAGAAAGGUGGGGGUGGAUGUGAGAAAGGGCGCUCAGUCAGCGCAGCGCACCAGUCUGCGGAGAGUUAAACACUGAAAUACACAUACUGCCCCGUCCUCCAGGGCCGGAAAGCCACUGCCAAAUCAUCCUCAACAAAAACACAACCAGAGCGCAGAUGGAAAUGAGAGGAAGGGGAGGAGAGGAAGAGUGAGACAAAGACUUAAGAAGUGCAAACUACAAAAUGACAAACACAGAAAACAUCCUCAAUGUGUGACCAUGGAGCACCAUGAAACAAAAGAGGCUGAGGAGGGAAAAAAAAGAGGAGUUCAACUUGUAGUUUUAUAACAUUUGUAAGAAAAAUAUCAACUAGACUAAGGCAUGAUUCUUCUUCUUCUUCUUUUUUUACAAAAAAACAUAAAUGUCAGUAAACAACCAAGAAAAAAACAAAACAAAAAGUGCUUCCUGUGAACUGUAAUCGCAUGAUGACUGCUGGUGCAUGCCCUAUGACCUUUUGAACUGUCAUUAUCUACAAACUGAAGGGGUACAAGGUUUGGGGCUGGCCCACGCCGGGCCUUAUUUAAAGGACCCUAUUCCCGCCAACAGGAGUUGUGUGUGUCGGCAAGUUGAGUCCAAUAACACCAAAAAAAAAAUAGAUCCCUCUAUGGACGGUUCCGUAUAGCUUCUGCUGAGCCUACUGAUGCUUCUUUCACUGUCCCCUAUUAUUCUCAAUGUGAUAUAUGCACUCUAUGCUACGUGGACAUGUGUCAGUGUGUGCGUGUGUGUAUGUGCGCGCGUAUUCUUCUCUACCGCAUGUGUUUCUUGAGCCCUGCCUCAUGAUUGGCUCUCGGGCCCUGUGAUGUCACGGUGGAGAAAGAAAAAACCGCCGUGCUCGCCCCCCCCCCCCCCCGCUCGUGAGUGUACCUGUCUGCGUGUGCUGCUAACGUCUUUUCCUUUGUGGAUGAAGCUUGUGUCUUUCCGUUCCUUUUUCGGAGCCAGUCCACCUUGGUUUUUUAAGUAAUGUCCGGCCAACGUGUGGAGCAUUUUGCCCCUGGUGUUUUUCUGUGGAAAGGGGUUGGUUGCUUGAUUGUAUUGUGCAGCGGCUCGACGUCACAAAGAUUUCCCUCCAUCGUGAACCUUUUCUAACUUCUUCCGUCAUUUCUCCAAGUAGCGCGCGGCAUCUAGACUCACGGUUCUUAUCAGUAGCCUCAGUCAAUAUGCAGUUAAAAAAAACACAGGCCUCUUUAUCAGCCUUUUCCAGCACCUACAUUUAAUGCUGACAACUUUGCAUGUGCUCCCUCUUUUUCUGUUUGAAACGGCUGUAGCACCUUACCGUACACGUGUAUUAAUUCAUUUGAAAGCAGUGAUUGAAACGUAAAACAAGGAGGAUCUGACUCGUGUGUCGUAGUUCAAUGGUAGCAAGCAUAACAUAGCAACUUGCUAAGACAGUAGCUACAACAUGGGAUUGUGAUGCGAGGACAGACAGAUAGCACUGUGAUUGUCUUACUAACACUGACCCCAGACUCGUGAACUGUGAAGACACACAAACAAAAGCACACAAACAUAAUCAGAAACACGCCACAUAUAAAAAGUUACUGCCUGGUCGGACAGUGUUCGAUUUUGGAGUUUGCCACAGCAAUAAUACUUAGCAAGAACAAUGAAGAUGCUAGCCGGGGUUCUGUAAAUUACAUGAUUGGGAACGGUGUAAAUGACUGAAGCUUUUGAGUUUGGCAUCCAUCAGCUGCGAGAUUUAAGGAUGCGGCUCUAACAUGAGAGGCAUUAUUUGUUUUUCAGCACCUAACGUAGCAACAAUUAAAUCAGGAUGUACCGGGAAAAAAAGAGUCUGCUGCUGCCGUAACCCUAGCUCCAUUUGUGUUUCUGAUUCAUUUCUUCAUUACUUUCAUACACUGACGUCACUGCAAAACGCCCAUGGUCCUCUUCAUCUCCAAAGCACUUCCUUUAUGCAGAAACCUGACGGGGUCGUACCAUAGUAGCACACAUUUAAUGGGACAAUAUUGAAGUACUGUAAAUGCUACUGUAGCCUGAAUGAGUGAGAUUGAUUGAUUGAUUGAAUGAAUGAAUGAGCGAGUUCAUUAGUUCUACAUCACACAAAUGCACAUGUUUUCCAUGCCCACUCCGUGCACACGAGAGCCUCAUCUGAUAUAGCACAUGUCUAUUACAUAUCACAAGUUUUCCACUGUUACUCCACUCAGGUUUUCCGUUCUGCUCGGUCAGAAUCAAAGUGUUUUCCUUUUUGAGUUCCAAGUCCUCCUUUUCACAGACGAGUGUGGGACACAAAGCGAGUGUUUCUGAGGAAGACUUGGGCGGGAUAGGGACGCAAUGGAGGGGGGUAAGGUGGUAUAGAGCAGGAUAGUUGGUGUGUGAGUGCGUAUGAGAGUGUGUUGUGGAGAGCUCUUUGAUUCAAGUAAAAGGAGUAUUCUGUAUAGUCAGUGACCUCUUCUAACAGGAAAGUUUCAUUAAAUUAAUGUUAAACAUCAUUUCCGUUAUUGUUGCAGUACUUAAAGUGUUUUAUUUAAGUCAGCUGCACUAUCAUUAUUAAUCUAAAGUGACGAGUUACCUUCUUUAUCACAUCUUGUACUGUAUCAGCGCAAGAAGGGGGUUAAAUUUGGGGAUGUUAAAGAAAAUGACAUUUAUCUUGUGUUAGGGUAAUCAUUUUGAGAUUUUAACCCCAAAUUGUAAACUAUUUGUGACAAUUUUAGCAAGAACCAUGCACUGUGUAUGCAUGUAAAGUAUUCUCGACAGUAUGUAGCUGUUUCGAUUAUUGGUGGUCUCACCGUUCAUACGAUCAGCUUUAUUGCUAGUCCUUUACAUUAUCAAUUCUGACCAAGUAACAACCAAAUUUAAAAAUGUCUCUUGGGAAAGCUUUGAAACUUAUUUAGACUUCCAUGUUGGACAUCAAAUAUAUAGAAAAUGUGAUUACUGCUGAUAACAAUCAAGAAAAUAUUUAAUUUUCUGGGUUAUGAUAAUUGUAUUCGAAAAGGGGUUCCCGUCUAUCAGGAGCUGUACUAUGCUAAAAGUGAGUGGUUGUUAAUCUAUCUUGAAAUCCAGAAGACAUUCGAGGUGUCCACCUAAAACUGAAUAUGUGGCUGGAGUUUAUUCUUCUGCUUCCUUCAUAACUUAGAUUUGCAAUUCGAAUCAAACAAGUCAGUGAGCCUUUGUACUAAGAUCAAUACAACUCCUGUGUGUGUGUGUGUGUGUGUGUGUGUGUGUGUGUGUGUGUGUGUGUGUGUGUGUGUGUGUGUGUGUGUGUGUGUGUGUGUGUGUGUGUGUGUGUGUGAUGGUGCUUGGUUUGAAACCUUGUUGGAUAAGGGGGAAGAAGAGAGUUUUUAGCAGACUUGUGACUUGAGAGGACGUGUAACCUAUGGCGAUGUAUUUAAAAAAAAAAGAGUAUUGUAAAAUUAACUGUGGCGAAAGAAUAGAGAUCACCUAUACUCCUUUAGAAUGGAUACAUGACAAUGUAAACGCAAUAUCAUAUUAAUCUAUCCUAAGGAAUGCAACUGCGCACAUGCACAAAAAAAUCUGUUUUUAUGAAAAUAUGUGUAUAAAUAUAUGACAAAAUAUAUUUAAUUAGAAUGCUAUGCACCCUCAUAGAGUUGUUAUGGAUGUUCUUUAAGCAUUAUUUAGAGUAGGCCAACGCCCACAUCAUGGGGAAUGUAGAGGCUUUGUAGCUAUGACCACUUGUUUUCUUUUCUUUUGUAUUGUGUUGGAGAGAGGAUAAACAAACGUGAAUAUGUAUACAAGCCUUUCAAUCAGAAUCAUUCUGACAUGAAAAUAUGUAUAGAUCAUCUUACCCUGUACACCAGCUCAAACCAUUUACAAGACUUAAUAAACAAAGA